Messenger RNA from Lagopus muta (rock ptarmigan), 2160 nucleotides. RefSeq names its product regulator of microtubule dynamics 3 (gene RMDN3). The record is from RefSeq and is a predicted model, not a curated record. Gene Ontology annotation, molecular function: microtubule binding. NCBI's taxonomy places the organism in Eukaryota, Metazoa, Chordata, Aves, Galliformes, Phasianidae. The transcript has 12 exons. The coding region runs from base 454 to 1887 and encodes 477 amino acids. Gene Ontology annotation, cellular component: mitotic spindle pole; spindle microtubule; cytoplasm.
AGGCAAAGAAAUUCAGCUUCCUGCCUCUAUGCCCACAGCCAGAGAAGUGUUGCUGUGCUUGUCACCUGAAACGUCUGCAUCAAUUGGAAAGGGUCGGGCAGGUUGGUGGCACCAGGAUUUGUUGGGUGCGAGCUGCGGCUGCAGGGAUUGUGUUGGAGGUGAAGUAGCUGUGAAGUAGCUGGAGGAACUGGGGUUGCGUUGUACAGGUGCAGAUCCAGAUACACGUGUGGGUACAGAUGUGGGUACAGCUUUACGCGUAGGCAGAAGUGCAGGUGUAGAUGCAGGAAUAGGUGCCAGGGAAGAUACAUGUAGAGUUACAGCUGGAGUGCACGAGUAGCCAUAGCACCGCCCCGCCACCGCGGCUCCCGGUUCUCCGUCGCUAAGUGAUGUAAGUGCGCCACGUGACCACCUCAGUGACGUCAUCCCCGCGCCGCUCGCGGUUCUCGGAGCUGCAUGGCGCGCUCCGGGCCCAGCCGCCUGGCGCUGGGGCUGGCAUUGGGCGCGGCGGCGGCCGCGGGCCUGGGCCUCAGCCUGCUGUGGGCAUUGCGGCGGCGGCGGCGCGGCUGGCGGCGGGGCGGCGGCAGCGGCCGGGAGGCGGCCCGGAGGCGGCCCGAAGGCACGGCGGGACUCGGGGACGGCGGCGCGGAGGUCGUGGGGAGUUGGAGCCAGGGUCUAACCAGAAAGCCAGUUCCUUUAGGGGCAGGAGAUUGUGCUGUGUAUACACCUCUGUUAACACAUGGUGAGCAGGUGGAUGUGCUGGACCGCCUGGAUUUUGUGCUGACAAACAUCUUGGAGCUGAGGAGGGAAGUAGAGGAACUACGAAACAGCCUGCAGAACCUUGCUGCAGAUAUUGUGGGUGAAGUCAGGUCCCAUCUGGAAGAAACACAGAGAGUAGCACGCCGAAGGCGGUUCCCGUUCCAUAGAGAAAGAAGUGAUUCCACAGGGUCCAGUUCAAUUUAUUUCACUGCUAACUCGGGAGCAACCAACACAGAUGAUGGAGAAAGUGAAGGCGGGUACACCACAGCCAAUGCUGAGUCUGAUUAUGACCGAGAGUCUGAGAAGGAGAGUGAAGAAGGGGAGGACGAACUGAGCUGUGAAACAGUGAGAACAGCAAGACGGGAUUCCCUGGAUCUCAUCAACGAGGAUGAAACGCAUUUAGUCCUUGAUUCCUUGCAGGAUGAAGGACUGAGCCAGCUACUGCAGCAGGCAGAUCACUUGCACAGUGGUGAUGAGCAGGAGAAGAGAGAGGGAUUCCAGCUGCUGCUGAAUAAUAAACUGGUGUAUGCAGACCAGGGAGACUUUCUUUGGCGCCUAGCCCGAGCAUAUAGUGACAUGUAUGAUAUCACAGAAGACACAGAUGAGAAGAAAUCGUAUGCAUCUGAUGGGAAAGAAGAGCUGCAGAUUGCCUUUCAGAAGUGGGAUCAAAGUGCUGAGUGUCAUCAGUGGUAUGCCAUUCUCUGUGGGCAGCUAGCAGAACAUGAGAGCAUCCAGAAGCGCAUUCAAACUGGAUAUAUUUUUAAGGAACACAUUGAUAAAGCGAUUGCUCUGAAACCUGAGGAUCCAAAGUCUUACUACCUUUUGGGCAGGUGGUGUUACCAGGUUUUCCACCUGGGAUGGCUCGAAAAAAAGACUGCUUCUGCUUUGUUUGAGACCCCUCCUACAGCCACUGUACAGGAUGCACUGCAAAACUUCUUAAAGGUUGAGGAGCUAAGUCCAGGAUUUUCCAAAGCAGUAAGAGUGUACAUUGCCAAGUGCUACAAGGACCUGGGGAACAACUCUGCAGCUCUUCUCUGGAUGAACCUUGCUUCAGAACUGCCAGUUAACACAAAAGAGGAUUCAGAAGCUGAGAGAGAACUUGAGAAGAUGCGAUCAGCCUUGGAAGAAUAAGAGCAGAAGAGCUCAUUCCACUCAACACUGCACAGACAAUAAAAUUCCAUUGAAAGGGGUUUCAUGAUUCUAGCAAGUUUGGUUGCACAGCAUGGAUAAGCCAGAGGAGCUGCCAGGAGGACACACUCAACAGUCUCAUCAGCACUUCCAGGGAAGCAUCUCGGUGGGAUUUAAUGAGAUAAAAUCUUGUGUUAUUUUCCUAUUGAGAGCACAACAUAUGUUUGUUCGCUUUUAAAAUUCCUUAAAAAAAAAAAAAAAAAAAAAAAGGCCAAA